AUGUCUAUACCUCGUGUAAAACGUGUGGCGGUUAUCGGCGCCGGGCCAGCGGGUGCUAUUGCGGUUGAUGCUUUGGCGCAGGAGAAGACGUUUGAUCUUAUUAGAGUUUUUGAACGCCGUGAAGGACCUGGAGGUUACCUGGCGAAGCUCGCAGAUCGUACAGCAGAUGAGCAACUCCCCAUCCCUGAGGCUCUACCAGCUUUUCUUCCCAAGUCCACACAACCACGCCAUGAAGAAUCAUCGCUGUACCCCUAUCUAGAAACCAACGUGGACACAUCAACCAUGGAGUACACACAAGAGCCCAUCCCCGAAAUCCGCAGUGAGAGAUCAAUCGGGAUGCACGGCCCCAGCACACCCUUCCGGCACUGGAAAGUCAUGCGUGACUACAUAGCAGAUAUCCUGCAUCGUAACCACUACGAAGAUCUCAUCUCGUACAACACCGCCGUGGAACAUGUCGAGAAGACAGGCGACGAGUGGAAGGUUGUGCUGAGAAAGGACGGAAAGAAGCAGGAUUACUGGUGGAGUGAGACUUUUGAUGCUGUGGUUGUGGCGAGUGGUCGUUACUGGGUGCCGUAUAUCCCGGCUGUAGAGGGCUUGGAGCAGUUUGAGAAGACUAGGCCUGGGAGUGUAGUGCACAGCAAGCACUUCAGGGGUCGAGACUCUUUUCACGACAAGAGAGUCGUUGUUGUGGGUGCUUCUGUAUCAGCGGCUGAUAUCGCAGUUGAUCUCGUCGACACAGCCAAAUCACCCAUCCACUGUGUAACCAUCGGCCACACCACAAACGUCUUCUUUGGUGAUGUAGCAUUCCACCACCCCAAGAUCCAACAACAUCCAUCUAUCGCCAAAGUCAUCAACCGAACAGUGCACUUCAUCGACGGCACCAGUGUUGCAGAUGUAGACCACAUCAUCUUCGGCACAGGCUACAGCUGGACCCUCCCUUUCCUGCCCUCCCUCCCAGUCCGCAACAACCGCGUCCCAGGUCUAUACCAACAUAUCGUAUGGCACAAAGACCCUACUCUUCUCUUCGUAGGCGCAGUAGGCGCAGGUCUCACCUUCAAGAUCUUCGAGUGGCAAGCCGUCUACGCAGCUCGUAUCCUCGCAGGCCGAGCGACCGUACCUUCGCAGGAGGAGAUGCAGAAGUGGGAGGAUGACAGGAUACAGGCACACGGCGAUGGACCAAAGUUCUCUGUUGUGUAUCCGGACUUUGAGGAUUAUUUUGAGGCGGUGAGAGAACUUGCGGGAGAUGGUGAGCCGGGAGUGGGGCGCAAGUUGCCCAAGUUUAGGAGGGAGUGGUUUAGGAAUUUCAUAGAGGGUACCGAAUUGAGGAAGGGUUUGUGGAGGAGGUGGAAUGCGAAGGCAAAGGCGGAUCUGGAGAAGGAUGGUGUGAAGGCGAGAUUGUGA
Messenger RNA from Fusarium musae, 1401 nucleotides. RefSeq lists its product as uncharacterized. The record is from RefSeq and is a predicted model, not a curated record. The transcript is spliced from 3 exons. NCBI's taxonomy places the organism in Eukaryota, Fungi, Ascomycota, Sordariomycetes, Hypocreales, Nectriaceae. Gene Ontology annotation, molecular function: N,N-dimethylaniline monooxygenase activity; flavin adenine dinucleotide binding; NADP binding. The coding region runs from base 1 to 1401 and encodes 466 amino acids.